This is a messenger RNA of Triplophysa rosa, 1415 nucleotides long. It is a transcript of the gene pdhb, whose product is annotated as pyruvate dehydrogenase E1 subunit beta. The transcript is spliced from 10 exons. Gene Ontology annotation, biological process: pyruvate decarboxylation to acetyl-CoA. NCBI's taxonomy places the organism in Eukaryota, Metazoa, Chordata, Actinopteri, Cypriniformes, Nemacheilidae. The coding region runs from base 40 to 1119 and encodes 359 amino acids. Gene Ontology annotation, molecular function: pyruvate dehydrogenase (acetyl-transferring) activity. The record is from RefSeq and is a predicted model, not a curated record.
GUCAGGACAGUCCCGCCCCCACACAGAGGACAGUGAAACAUGGCGUCGUUGAGGUGUUUCUUGCGUUCAGGAAGGAAUGCCGUUUCAGUGGUUUUGCGGAGGGAGUUUCACAGGACGCCGCCGGCUGCUGCGCAGAUAACAGUCAGAGAUGCCCUUAACCAGGCCAUGGAUGAGGAGCUGGAGAGGGACGAACGGGUUUUCCUGCUCGGAGAGGAAGUUGCACAGUAUGACGGUGCAUAUAAAGUUAGCAGAGGCCUUUGGAAAAAGUAUGGAGACAAGCGCAUCAUUGACACACCAAUCACAGAGAUGGGAUUUGCUGGUAUUGCUGUCGGUGCGGCCAUGGCGGGUUUGAGGCCCAUCUGCGAGUUCAUGACUUUCAACUUCUCCAUGCAAGCCAUUGACCAGGUUAUUAACUCCGCUGCGAAGACGAACUACAUGUCUGCUGGGUUGCAGUCCGUUCCAAUCGUGUUCCGCGGGCCCAACGGAGCGUCCGCCGGUGUGGCGGCCCAGCAUUCCCAGUGCUUCGCCGCCUGGUAUGGACACUGUCCCGGACUAAAGGUGGUCAGUCCCUGGAACGCCGAAGACGCUAGGGGGCUCCUCAAAUCCGCCAUACGGGACGAUAACCCUGUGGUGUUUUUGGAGAACGAACUGAUGUAUGGAGUACCGUUUGAGAUGUCCGAAGAGGUACAAUCGAAAGACUUCCUCGUACCCAUCGGGAAAGCAAAGAUUGAAAGACAGGGCAACCACGUCACGCUCGUGUCUCAUUCACGAAUGGUCGGACUGUGUCUCGACGCUGCUGCAGUUUUGGCCAAGGAGGGCAUCGAAUGUGAGGUUAUCAACAUGCGCACCAUCCGACCACUUGACACUGAAGCCAUCGAGACGAGCGUCAUGAAAACCAAUCACCUCAUCACUGUAGAGGGGGGCUGGCCUCAGUUCGGAGUGGGAGCGGAGAUUCUUGCCCGACUCAUGGAGGGUCCUGCUUUCAAUUACCUCGACGCCCCGGCUGUUCGAGUCACCGGCGUAGAUAUUCCAAUGCCAUACGCCAAGAUCUUGGAGGACAACAGCAUGCCACAAAUCAAGGACAUUAUCUUCUCCAUCAAAAAGACGUUGAAUGUUUAACGCAUUAUCUCCCUAUCAAGACAACGUUGAAUAAUAAAUACCGCAUCUGCUCUCCCGUUUCUACAUCGGUGAUCGGUGAAUAGGAAUUGCUCUUAUAUCUUGUACAUGUUUUUCUGUUACACGGGUCUUUCCUGUUUCCGCAUUGGUGCCGUCACACUAAAUUAAAAUGUUCUCAUUUUGACUAAAAAAUGAUGUCAUACCAGACAUAAAUUACGGCCAUAAACAAAGAACCAUGUGUAUUAUUAUUAUUAUUAUGUAAAUUCUUUACCUGAAAAAUAAACUUUUAUCACAAGGGC